AUGUCUACUAUAGUCUUACCUUCCGCUAACGGUCAAUCCACCGGGGCCACUGGCAAGUUCUCCGAACCAGUCCGUCGUCCUGUGGAACCAGUCGGUCGCUACUUCUUGGCCCACGCCGCCAGAUCUAUCAGAGGCCACACCUGGUCUGAAUAUGAACAAUUGGAAGCCGCUAAGAACGCCAAACUUGUAGAUGAAUCAGAAGAUAAUGGCUUGGACCUCGAUGACGAACAACCAGAAGAUUUGUUGACCCAUGACCCAAGAGAAUGGAAAACCGCCGACUUGUACGCCACUUUGGGUUUGUCCAAGUACCGUCACAAGGCCACCACCGAAGACAUCAGAGUUGCUUACAGAGACGCCGUGUUGAAGCAUCAUCCAGAUAAGAAGGCCGAAAAGGGAGGAAUCGACCAAGACGGGUUCUUCAAGAUUGUCCAAAAGGCCUACGAGACUUUGAUGGACCCAAUCCAAAGAAGAAGAUUCGACUCUGUCGACAAAAACGCCGAUGUCGAGCCACCAGUCAUCAAGUCCGAAUACGAUUUCUUCGAAGCCUGGGGACCAGUGUUCGCCUCGGAAUCAAGAUUCUCCAAGAAACAACCAGUUCCUCAAUUGGGUGACAAGGAAACCGCCAAGGCCGAUGUCGAAGCAUUCUACAACUUCUGGUAUAAAUUCGACUCGUGGAGAACCUUUGAAUUCUUGGACGAAGAAGCCCCAGAUGAUUCAUCCAACAGAGACCACAAGCGUUACAUUGAAAGAAAGAACAAGGCUGCCAGAGACAAGAAGAAGACCGACGACAACAAGAGAUUGCUCAAAUUGGUCGACAGAGCCAUUGGUGAAGAUCCAAGAAUCAAGAUGUUCAAGCAAUUGGAAAAAGAAGCCAAGGCUAAGAGAAAGUGGGAUAGAGAAGCUGAUUCCAGAAAAGCCGCCGAAGAAGCUAAGGCCAAGGCUGAAGCUGAAGCCAAGGCUAAAGCCGAAGCUGAAGCCAAAGCUAAAGCUGAUAAGGAUGGUAAGAAGAAGUCCAAGGAAGCUGCUAAGAACGCUAAGAAGAAGAACAAGAGAGCCAUCAGAGGUUCUGCUAAGGACGCCGGGUACUUUGGUGACGAAGGUAAAGCUGCAGCAAUUGACGCAGAAAUUGACUUGUUAUUGGGCAGUUUCGAUGAUGUUACUUUGGCUGAUGUUGCCGGUGCCAUCACUAGUGAUGCUAAGGCAGCUUUGACUAAAGCUGCUCAAGAAUUGAUUUCUGCUGGUAAGCUCCCAGCCGCUUCCAUCAAGUAUUUUGUUUAA
Messenger RNA from Saccharomycopsis crataegensis, 1278 nucleotides. It is a transcript of the gene ZUO1, whose product is annotated as zuotin. NCBI's taxonomy places the organism in Eukaryota, Fungi, Ascomycota, Saccharomycetes, Ascoideales, Saccharomycopsidaceae. The record is from RefSeq and is a predicted model, not a curated record. Gene Ontology annotation, cellular component: cytosol. Gene Ontology annotation, biological process: regulation of translational fidelity; 'de novo' cotranslational protein folding. The transcript has a single exon. Bases 1 to 1278 code for a protein of 425 amino acids. Gene Ontology annotation, molecular function: ribosome binding; Hsp70 protein binding.